Messenger RNA from Rattus rattus (black rat), 4045 nucleotides. RefSeq names its product splicing factor 3b subunit 3 (gene Sf3b3). Gene Ontology annotation, molecular function: protein binding; U2 snRNA binding. The record is from RefSeq and is a predicted model, not a curated record. Bases 305 to 3958 code for a protein of 1217 amino acids. Gene Ontology annotation, biological process: mRNA splicing, via spliceosome. Gene Ontology annotation, cellular component: U2 snRNP; nucleus. Lineage: Eukaryota; Metazoa; Chordata; Mammalia; Rodentia; Muridae. The transcript has 26 exons.
ACGCGAAGGCCCAUCGUGAAAGGCUAAUGGCGGACGCCGGCGGGUUGGCAGUGGUGGUGGCUUAGGCCUUGAAGGGAUUCAGCAUCCGUCGGGUAUCGAAGCCAUCCUUCUUGCAGCAGGGUAAAGAAGUGGCCUCACAGCUUCUCUGUAGCGGAGGAAGUGGAGAGCGGUCACAGGGGAGAGCUGCCCGGCACCUUGGCGGGAGCCGCAGAAGCAGUUUUAGGCCCGAGUGGUUCGCCUGCUUUGACUUGGAACUGUUGCCAUAACCAAGACGUGACUGAGUGUCACAGCUUUGCUUGUCACCAUGUUUCUGUACAACUUGACCUUACAGCGGGCCACUGGCAUCAGCUUUGCCAUCCAUGGCAACUUCUCUGGAACCAAGCAACAGGAAAUUGUCGUUUCCCGUGGGAAGAUUUUGGAGUUACUUCGCCCAGAUCCUAACACUGGCAAAGUGCAUACCCUUCUCACUGUUGAAGUUUUUGGUGUUAUCCGGUCACUUAUGGCAUUUAGGCUAACAGGUGGCACCAAAGACUACAUUGUAGUUGGCAGUGACUCAGGCCGAAUUGUUAUCUUGGAAUACCAGCCAUCAAAGAAUAUGUUUGAGAAAAUUCACCAAGAAACUUUUGGCAAAAGUGGAUGUCGCCGUAUUGUUCCUGGCCAGUUCUUAGCCGUGGAUCCCAAAGGAAGAGCUGUUAUGAUUAGUGCGAUUGAGAAGCAGAAAUUGGUGUAUAUCUUGAACAGAGACGCUGCAGCCCGACUUACCAUUUCAUCUCCCCUGGAGGCCCACAAAGCAAACACUCUAGUGUACCAUGUGGUUGGAGUAGAUGUGGGAUUUGAAAAUCCUAUGUUUGCUUGUCUGGAAAUGGAUUAUGAGGAAGCAGACAAUGAUCCAACAGGGGAAGCAGCAGCCAAUACCCAGCAGACACUUACUUUCUAUGAAUUGGACCUUGGUUUAAAUCACGUGGUUCGGAAAUACAGUGAACCCUUGGAGGAACAUGGCAACUUCCUUAUUACAGUUCCUGGAGGAUCAGAUGGUCCAAGUGGAGUGCUGAUCUGCUCUGAGAAUUAUAUCACCUACAAGAACUUUGGUGACCAGCCAGACAUCCGAUGUCCAAUUCCCAGGAGAAGGAAUGACCUGGAUGACCCUGAAAGAGGAAUGAUUUUUGUUUGCUCUGCCACCCAUAAGACCAAGUCCAUGUUCUUCUUUUUGGCCCAAACGGAGCAGGGAGAUAUCUUUAAGAUCACUUUGGAGACAGAUGAAGAUAUGGUAACCGAGAUCCGCCUCAAGUAUUUUGAUACUGUUCCUGUUGCUGCUGCUAUGUGUGUGCUUAAAACAGGCUUCCUUUUUGUGGCAUCAGAAUUUGGAAAUCAUUACUUGUAUCAAAUUGCCCAUCUUGGAGAUGAUGACGAAGAGCCUGAGUUUUCAUCUGCCAUGCCUUUAGAAGAAGGAGACACAUUCUUCUUUCAGCCGAGACCACUCAAAAAUCUCGUGCUGGUGGAUGAACUGGACAGCCUCUCUCCUAUUCUGUUUUGCCAGAUAGCUGAUUUGGCCAAUGAAGACACUCCACAGCUGUAUGUAGCCUGUGGUAGGGGACCCCGGUCGUCUCUGAGAGUCUUAAGACAUGGACUUGAGGUGUCGGAAAUGGCUGUUUCUGAGCUCCCUGGUAACCCCAAUGCUGUCUGGACUGUCCGUCGGCACAUUGAAGAUGAGUUUGAUGCCUACAUCAUUGUGUCUUUCGUGAAUGCCACGCUGGUGCUGUCCAUCGGAGAGACUGUGGAAGAAGUGACGGACUCCGGGUUCUUGGGUACCACUCCAACCUUGUCCUGUUCCUUAUUGGGAGAUGACGCGUUGGUGCAGGUGUAUCCAGAUGGCAUUCGACACAUCCGCGCAGACAAGAGAGUCAAUGAGUGGAAGACUCCUGGCAAGAAGACAAUUGUGAAGUGUGCAGUGAACCAGCGACAAGUAGUGAUCGCCUUGACUGGGGGAGAGCUGGUCUAUUUCGAGAUGGAUCCUUCAGGACAGUUGAAUGAGUACACGGAGCGGAAAGAGAUGUCAGCAGAUGUGGUGUGCAUGAGUCUGGCCAACGUGCCCCCUGGAGAACAGCGGUCUCGGUUCCUGGCUGUGGGGCUGGUGGACAACACUGUCAGAAUCAUCUCCCUUGACCCAUCAGACUGUUUGCAGCCUCUGAGUAUGCAGGCUCUCCCAGCCCAGCCUGAGUCUCUGUGUAUUGUGGAAAUGGGUGGGACCGAGAAACAAGAUGAGCUGGGUGAGAGGGGCUCUAUUGGCUUCCUGUACCUGAACAUUGGACUCCAGAACGGUGUGCUGCUGAGAACUGUCCUAGACCCUGUUACUGGGGACCUGUCUGACACCCGCACUAGGUAUCUGGGGUCCCGUCCUGUGAAGCUCUUUCGGGUUCGGAUGCAAGGCCAGGAGGCUGUUCUGGCUAUGUCCAGUCGCUCGUGGCUGAGCUACUCUUACCAGUCUCGCUUCCAUCUCACCCCUCUGUCUUAUGAGACCCUGGAGUUUGCAUCGGGCUUUGCCUCUGAACAGUGUCCUGAAGGCAUCGUUGCCAUCUCCACCAACACUUUGAGGAUUUUGGCAUUAGAGAAGCUUGGCGCUGUCUUCAAUCAAGUGGCCUUUCCAUUGCAGUACACACCCAGGAAGUUUGUCAUCCACCCUGAGAGUAACAACCUUAUCAUCAUAGAGACGGAUCACAACGCCUACACUGAGGCUACAAAAGCUCAGAGAAAGCAGCAGAUGGCUGAGGAAAUGGUAGAAGCAGCAGGGGAGGAUGAACGGGAGCUGGCUGCAGAGAUGGCAGCCGCGUUCCUCAACGAAAACCUCCCAGAAUCCAUUUUCGGAGCUCCCAAGGCUGGCAACGGGCAGUGGGCCUCUGUGAUUCGGGUGAUGAACCCUAUCCAGGGGAAUACACUAGACCUUGUCCAGCUGGAGCAGAAUGAGGCAGCCUUUAGUGUGGCAGUUUGUAGGUUCUCUAACACUGGUGAAGACUGGUAUGUGCUGGUUGGUGUUGCCAAGGACUUGAUCCUGAGCCCUCGGUCUGUGGCAGGGGGCUUUGUGUAUACAUACAAGCUUGUGAACAAUGGGGAAAAGUUGGAGUUUUUGCACAAGACUCCAGUGGAAGAAGUCCCUGCUGCCAUUGCCCCAUUCCAGGGGAGGGUACUGAUUGGUGUGGGGAAGCUUUUACGAGUCUAUGACCUGGGGAAGAAGAAGUUACUUCGAAAGUGUGAGAAUAAGCAUAUUGCCAACUACAUAUCAGGGAUCCAGACAAUUGGUCACAGGGUAAUCGUGUCUGAUGUCCAGGAAAGUUUCAUCUGGGUUCGCUACAAGCGUAAUGAGAACCAGCUCAUUAUCUUUGCUGAUGACACCUAUCCCAGAUGGGUCACCACUGCCAGCCUUCUCGACUAUGAUACUGUGGCUGGGGCAGACAAGUUUGGCAACAUUUGUGUGGUGAGGCUCCCACCUAACACCAACGAUGAGGUGGAUGAAGAUCCCACUGGAAACAAAGCCCUGUGGGACCGGGGCUUGCUCAAUGGGGCUUCACAGAAGGCAGAGGUCAUCAUGAACUACCAUGUUGGGGAGACAGUGCUGUCAUUGCAGAAGACCACACUGAUCCCUGGAGGCUCAGAAUCACUUGUCUACACCACUUUAUCUGGAGGAAUUGGAAUCCUUGUCCCUUUCACGUCUCAUGAGGACCACGACUUUUUCCAGCAUGUUGAGAUGCACCUGCGGUCUGAGCAUCCUCCUCUCUGUGGACGGGACCACCUCAGCUUUCGUUCUUAUUAUUUCCCUGUUAAGAAUGUGAUUGAUGGAGACCUUUGUGAGCAGUUCAACUCCAUGGAGCCCAACAAGCAGAAAAAUGUCUCUGAAGAGCUGGACCGAACCCCACCUGAAGUGUCUAAGAAGCUUGAGGAUAUUCGGACCCGCUAUGCUUUCUGAAUCCGUCGUUGUCUGGGGCUCGCCAGAGAGUGCCUCUUGUUUCCAUCACUGGUGUCUGGCUCUUGCCACACAGCAGGAGAAAAGUGG